Molecule: messenger RNA, 1629 nt
Organism: Nematocida major
Lineage: Eukaryota; Fungi; Microsporidia
Exons: 1
Coding region: 1-1629 (542 amino acids)
Source: RefSeq, a predicted model, not a curated record
AUGCAAGACACUGCGAAGACGCGCGAGGAGUAUGGGCUGGAGCUGCUUUGCCCGGAUGGGGCUGCAAAGAGAGUCAGUUUUAUCGGGGAAGUCUGCACAAUAGGCACGGGCCCAACAGCAGAUGUGAAACUCUCCCACGGGGACGCGCUGGAGUGCGUUUUGGACUACAAGAACGACGUCCUCCGGGUCGUCUCCGGAAGGGUCAAAAUAAACGGGGAAAUAGUCACGAGCGAGCUGAAAAUGCACUAUCCCUGCAUAAUAGAGGCAGCAGAGAGACUCUUCAGAAUCACAAAGGCCGUCAUCCCGCAGGAGCGGAUAGAGGCGAAAAAAACAGAAACUCCCCCGCAGGAGGAGCAGGAAGAGAGCGAGGAGGACGAGUCGGGGGAAGAGAGCUCGAGCGAGGAAGCCCGCAUCUUCUCGAUCGAGGAGAGCAUAAAGGAGGGCCACGGACAGUGGGAGGGCGUAAGCCUCACGGAGCUCGCAGAGUUUCAGAUCUCGGAGGGAACGGAGAAGAUCAUCUCAGACUUCCUCGAGAGAGUCGACAUGGACGAGCUCUCAAACGGAACAGACCGCGAACUCGAGCCGGAAAUGCACUCGGACGACGUCAGGGCGCAGGAGGAGGCACGCGGACUCCGGGAGAUGCAGGAGGAGGCAGAGGGAGCGUUCAACCUCUCCAGGAUCAGCAUCUUCGAGGGAAUCCCGUUUGAGGAUCCCGCAGACGCGAAGAGCCUCGCAGGAGUGACCCCCGGGGAGUGCAGCAAGCAGCUGGACAGCGAACUCCUCGUGGAGGCACCCGCAGAAGAUCACUCCGUCCUCGGGGGAGAGACCCUCCUCGCAGACGAGACGAUAAUGCACGAUCGAGUUAAUGGGGCAAUAGCGAAUGAGACUGUAGCUGAAGCAAUAGCAGAAGAGACUGUAGUUGAAGAAGCAAUAGCAGAAGAGACUGUAGUAGUUGAUGAGACUGAAGUAGCUGAUGAGACUGUAGUUGAACCAAUAGCAGAAGAGACUGUAGUAGUUGAUGAGGCUGUAGUUGAAACAAUAGCAGAAGUUGAUGCUGAACCAAUAGCUGAAGUUGAACUUGCUGAACCAAUAGCCGAUGUUCAAGAGACUAUAGCCGAAGAGACUGUAGUUGAACCAAUAGCUGAAGUUGAAGAAGUUAAUGUUGAUGCUGAGACUAUAGCCGAUGUUCAAGAGACUAUAGUUGAACCAAUAGCCGAUGUUGAACUUGCUGAGUUUAACGAGACUGUAGUAGCAGAUGAACCAAUAGCCGAUGAAGUUAAUGAGAAAGUGGGCUCUGAACCAGCUGAGUUUAACGAACUUAACGAGACUAAAGGCAGUGAGUCCAUAUCAUUCCACUCUGAGAAGACAGUGACUCUGGAACCAACGGAGGAACCAACAGAGGAAAGUGCAGUUAGUGCUGUCUCACGGACAGCAGGCGAUGAAACUGUCCCUGAAAUUUGCCCUGGAACUCCAAGUACUUCUCGUCCCUGUGCUGAUCCCGUCACUCCAGGAAGAUCCAUUAGAAGAGCAUCUAUCUCGCACCAGCUCACUCAGAUGGUACGGGAGAAAGAGCCUGCAAAGAAGAAGCGAGCGACUGGGAAAAGAAAAAAACAAAAGGCGAAGAAAUAA